This is a messenger RNA of Fraxinus pennsylvanica, 306 nucleotides long. The record is from the annotation of a GenBank genome assembly. Lineage: Eukaryota; Viridiplantae; Streptophyta; Magnoliopsida; Lamiales; Oleaceae.
AUGCUUUCAAUUCGUGCUUCAAGAGCUGUAGUUAUUGCAGUAAAAAUGCUUAAUAGACUGCUGCAAUUGAGAGCUGCCAUCGCCAAAACCUACUGUGAGAACCUCGGGAUAGAAGAAGAUGAUAUAUUUGUAUCAGAUGGUGCAAAAAGUGACAUAUCUCGCCUUCAGGUAUUUUUAAAAUCAUAUUGUGCUAGAAAUUUUAUAGAAUUGUGGAAUUGGAUGAGCAAGAGCAUUGAGCAGCAGAGAGAGGCGAAACUUCUCCUCUGUAGCGACGCCCAAACAAAUAGUUGGAGAAAUCAGAAAUGA